Molecule: messenger RNA, 213 nt
Organism: Leptosia nina
Lineage: Eukaryota; Metazoa; Arthropoda; Insecta; Lepidoptera; Pieridae
Source: the annotation of a GenBank genome assembly
AUGAAAAAUCCUUUUCAUCUUGAUCAUGGCUGCACAAUGGCGCAACAACAGCAGGGUCAACACAAACAACACGUAUUUGCACAACACAACACCGCUGAUAUGUUGUUUCGAACUAAUUCGGAUUUCGAAUUCGAAUUUCUCCGCGUAGCAGACACGUCUAUGCGCGACGGUAUUCCUCUCGCGACUAACGCGUCUGUAGCGCCCGCCGCGUAG